This is a messenger RNA of Pieris rapae (cabbage white), 2811 nucleotides long. RefSeq lists its product as uncharacterized. Lineage: Eukaryota; Metazoa; Arthropoda; Insecta; Lepidoptera; Pieridae. Bases 16 to 1200 code for a protein of 394 amino acids. The record is from RefSeq and is a predicted model, not a curated record. The transcript is spliced from 7 exons.
GUCAUACACUGAAAUAUGGAGAUGAAACGACAUGAUAAGCCGGGCAGCGUGUCGCCCGUGAAGAUUAAGGAGGAAGGCCGGGCUGGAAGGUCGGAGAAGGAGUUGAAGUUGCCGCCGGAGAAAUCACUCAGUGAUGAUAGGCAACGACGCUUGUCACGGUCCAGCGAAAGUUCUAAGGGCACCAUAGACAGACAGGAUUCCAGAUCAUCGCUAAGCCCGAAAGUUCCCCGCAAAUACUUCACUAAUUGGAAACAAGCUUGCGAUAAAACAAAAGAUAAAACGAAAGAACUGCUGAAGCGUUGGAAGACGUUACCGGAAGGUGAGGCUGCACAGAUGUCGGAGCCCGGUCGCAGCGAGGAAGAAAAGCACGGAUGGAGUGUGCACGUUUGGACAACCUGGGUAAAUCGUUGUAGCGAAGACUUGGAAUGCCUGGAUUUAGAGGAAGAACAGCCUUUAGCCCAGCUUAGCACUGUACAAAAUGAAAAGAUGACACUUUUCUUCACUGAACUUCUGGACCAUGACAGAGAUGACGUCAUCUGUGACCAAGAUUUUGAUACAUUUUUUGAGAAGCUGGCCCAUUUUGCGGACUGGUCGCCCAACUCAUCGGAGUUUCACAUACUCCUGGAAGUGAAGAGAGAAUUCAUCGAACAUUUCCUCGACCCAUUGCCCAACAAAUUUGCUGAAUUACCCUACUACAGACGCGUUUGUGGUCCCGAAGCCGGUGGGUUACCCGGACGGACGACACUUGAAGGCUGGCUGGCUAGAUGGGCGCUUCUAUUGAGUGAACCAAACAAGUUUGCUGAUUUACCGUUAUAUUUGCAGUACUUCUGCAAGAUUUUGUUCCACAUUAUUGAUAGGACAGGUGUUGGAGAGAUAACAAAGGAUGCCCUUGCAUCAUUUUACCGGUCAGUAGUUGGUUUACCAGCGAAAAGAAUAGAAGAAAUCAUUGAUACUGCUUAUGACCGGAUGACGAGUAAUAGCUACCUUAUUCUGGAUUACGGCACCUUCGUACACUGUUACAUAAAUUGGCUCAUGGGCAAGAAUCCCAACGGUCCAGGACAGUGGGUACUUGUCCCUUCAAAGGACUCCCUCCCACAGCCGCCUUUUCCAGUGGACUAUAGCGCCUUAAACACAGAACCUGGCAAGUUAGAACCAUACGCGCCAGAUAAAAAAACUAAUCGACACUCUGUUAUCGUUUAAGUUUAUGUGAAAUGUUUUGUUACGUAGCUCUUUAAUAGUAAAUACAGUGUCACCAGGUUAGCUAAUAUAUUAUGAUUGAGUAUCACAGUUGAAGAAUUAUUUAAAAAGUAUUGGAAUUUACUCUUCUCAUAUUGCCUGCGUAUUUUUUGUUGUUGUUGAUUUAUAACUUUUAGGUGACCAUCUCGAACAAUUAUAUCCAGUAAAUUUAAUUGUUUUAACAAAUGUUAUUUUCUUUUAAAGUUGUGGUACUUGCGUUACUAAAUUGCAUAACUUAUAUGGUAGCGGCUGAUUGUGGUAGAUAUUACAGUGUACCUACUCACUAUACAUGCGAUAUGUCAAAAACCUGUCACGAUUAUACAAGCUUACCUACGUGAUCAAUAUAUAAAUUGGAUAUACUUCAUAAUUAGUUAACAAUAAGCUGAUAAACAAAACCCCUUAACGAAUCUUACGAAAACCAAUUGCGAUGUAAUUCUUCCAUAAUCCAUGGCGCUAAAUUAAAAAAUUAAAAAAACGUGGUACGAAACUUAAAUUUUGAUCAUGGUGAACGGUUUUAUAGCGUGGUAAACUUGUCGAUAAUAUGCUGUCUUAUGUAUUGCCUUGGAGGACAUUUGUUUUCACAAUAAAGAGUACCUACCAAAAGUAUGGUUAAACAAGUGUUGGUAGACAAGAACAUAACGAUUGUGAGUAAUACUAUUCUCGUGGACAUUCUCAUUUAGUAUAGAAAUAUCUAUAAUACAUAGACAUGGUUUGACGCUUUAUACACAUGUUAAUAAAAUUGUAACUAAGAAUUUAUUACACUGACAAAGAUUUUAAGAAGGUAACGUAAUUUGUACAAUAAACAGCAUAAAAAACUACAAUUUGGCUAUUUAUAUUUUUUCUAUCCUAAGCGAAGCUAAUCAAUUUCCGUAAGAGUUCUGAAGAAAAUUUUACUUCGUUUAUUUACUUUACGGACGAAGUUUAAAUAUCAAUAGCAUUGAUUGAAUUUAAAAGUUUUAAAAGGAAAAUUGUUCUUGUUUAUUUGAUAAAACCACGGUAUAACAAGAUAUUUUUUAAACUUAUAAGAUAAUAUAAAAUUAAUAUAGUUUAGAGUAGCAUCCAAGAAUUUUGAUUUGCCUUUAAGUCUAGCAAAAUAACAGUCCAUAAUAGCAAGUUAUAUUGCAACAACGCAUAUUAUGUUGUCCACCGUCCAUAGAAGUGGUGAUUUUUAUGCUAUGAUUUCUAUGUAUGCCUGAUCCUCUAUUGUUUACGUUGCUGUAUUUGACGAUUUACCGGAAAUGUGUAGACUUAGCGUAAAUAUCAAAAAACUAGAUUACUGCGUCUUGGUCGGCCUAGUUUGUUGGCUUCACAAAAACACGUCACGCAAACGACUUAUCCUACUUUUAAAUUCUGCUUAAUUGAAAUGAAACGCUUUAAUAUUUUGGUAACUUGACCAAUCUAUACGCCUUUAGAUAUUUAAUAAUUAAGAUAAAUGUAAAUAGAGUAAAUACGUGCACAACACGGUAAGCAAGAACUGCCUUAAUGUAAGUCUCCUCACUUUACGUAUAGCCUUAUUUUGUACCUUAGGUAUAGUUUAUUCUAUUGUAAAGUCACCAAAUAAAGAGUUUAAUAGAA